CACCAAACCACCAACAACAAUGCAGGCAGCGACACGAAUAACGAUGCGCAUUGCGCCCAGAGUGGCCAAUCGCUCAUGCGCCCUCCGAUAUCUUCACGCAUCCCCCGCUGCCGCCGCCAAUGUCGCCUCCAUUGUCGGCACGGGGCCACCUCCCGAAGCGCCUGUUCCCGACAGAGCCGUCCUCCACGAGCGAGUAGCCCGCCGUAGAAAGCAGGCCGAGAUGCUCAAGACGGCAAAGGAUAUCCGCAGUGCCAAGGAUGGAAGCAAGACAGGCUUCUCCCAGCGCUUCUGGAAAGACGUCUCCGUCAAGGAGGUAGAUGGCGUUUUGCAAGUUUUCCUCGACGCCCGACCGCUUAGACACCCGAGCACGAAAGAAAUCGUCCGAAUUCCGACUUCCAAGCCGACGCUGGCCACCGCUAUUGCGCUGGAGUGGGAUCUGUUGACAUCUUCGCAGCAGGCUACCAAGGAGCACCUGAUUCCGUUGACCAGCUUAGUCUGCCGAGCCAUUGACAUUGCUAAGGAUGAUACCUCGUCCGUUGCCGAGGCAGAUAAGAUCCGCACGCUCGUCACCACCCAAGUCCUACGAUACCUCGAUACCGAUUCGCUCCUGUGCUGGGCGCCCCCAGCCGGCAAGUUUGAUCUUCGCAAUGAUGCUGGCGAAUCCCUGCGCGAUGUUCAGAAGCAGGUCGCUGAAGAAACUAUUGCGUUUCUCACUACCCACACCUGGCCUGGCGUCAAGAUUGUGCCCGUGCUAGACGGCGACUCCAUUAUGCCGCGCGCACAGGAGGCCGGUGUGCGCGAGAUCGUACAGGGCUGGAUCAUGGGCCUUGAUGCCUGGGAGCUGGCUGGUCUUGAGCGCGCCGUGCUUGCAGGCAAGAGUCUUUUGGCUGCGGCUCGCUUCGUUGUGGAUUGGAGCGAGGGCCCUGUUGGCGUUCCCGCUCCCAAGUCUGCCAGAUUUGGCGUCGAGGAAGCCGCUCUUGCUACGAGCUUGGAGGUAGACUGGCAGACUAGCCAGUGGGGAGAGGUUGAUGAUACCCACGAUGUCCACAAGGAGGAUGUCCGUCGCCAGCUUGGCAGUGUUGUUUUGCUGGUGUCUGGUGACGCGAAGCAGGAGAAAUAAGCAAAGUACUGCUUCCAAAAGGGGACCGACAAUGUAUAUGUAUUAAUGUACCAUUAGAAAGGCAAUAUGUAUUUCACAACUAUA
Messenger RNA from [Torrubiella] hemipterigena, 1204 nucleotides. The record is from the annotation of a GenBank genome assembly. NCBI's taxonomy places the organism in Eukaryota, Fungi, Ascomycota, Sordariomycetes, Hypocreales, Clavicipitaceae.